AUGGCGGCUCCCUUCGGCGUGUUUCCGCUGCCGACGCCUUCUGCUGAUGAAGGCGCCGGAACAGAAAGACAAAUAGAGGAACAGCCGUCUGUCCCUGGGACGUUGCAGCCUGCAGAUGGCGCCGGUGGUGGUGGAUCAGAGGAGCCACCGCAUGUCCUGGACGUGGCACGCUUCCGCCGGCUGAACUGGCUCAUCCACCGUGAGAACGUGGACGUGAACGAACUUCUGCGUCUAGUGGAGCAGGAUAACCAUGUGAACCUCAUGAACGACCCCUUGCUCAGCGUCGUCAUCGCCUGCAAGAAGCCCAAACUCGCCGUCCUCCUCAUCGCCAAAAUAUCAGAUUCCACGCUCAAGGCCGACAACUACAACGGCGACACGGCGCUUCACGUAGCUGCAGCCAUGGACGACAAAGAAGUGGCCUUGGAGCUGAUCCGCAGGGUGCCAAAUCUCGUUCAUGUGCGGAACGUGAAGCAGGAGAUACCGCUACAUAAGGCGGCAAUGUACGGGCUGCAGGACAUGUUCUGGCUACUGGUGGAAAAGAGCAGCUCACCGGAAGCCCGGAGGGAGGACGGCGCCACCAUGCUGCACUGUGCCAUCAUGGGCAAUGCGCCGGUACUUGCCUUGCAGAUUGCACAGUAUUAUCCAUCUCAGAUCGAAUCCCGGAAUGAGCACGCCCUCACUCCGCUGCAGCUGUUGGUGACUAUUCCAGAGGCGUUCCGAAGCCAAGUAGUUCUUGGGGUCCUCGACUCCUUCAUUUACGACUGGAUCCCUUUGGAAGAGGACUCGAGUAAAAUGAAGGAAACCGAUGAAGAGGUGGCACCCAACAUAUCUCGCAUUGGAGUAGCACAAGACGAUGACGGUGACCACUCGCCUAAGACUUUUCGCUCAAAAUUCCCAUCAAACUACAGCACGCUCUUUGACCUGCUGGAGUUGACCAGCAUCCCAGCUGGCUGGAUUCAGCGAUUUGCUUAUAACAUUAUAUGGCAAUUCUCCCCGAGAGUCCAACGUUUGGAGAGGAAGAAGAAGAACCAUACAGAAACUAUGCACCUCAUCGAAUACUUAGCCCAAGCAGGAUACUUUGACUUCUUUGUGCGUGGAAAAGACCCCACCCAAGGUAGUAUACUUGGUCCACUAGACUCUCCACCGGAGACUGGAAAAGAAGGUGAUGCCCAAAAACCGGACACGGAACCCACAACUGCAGUGAAAGAGCUCAUCAAGAGGAUGACAGAUAAGCUCUACAAGUUAGUGUCGGAGGAACCGGAAACACCUGUCUCGACUGCAAUCAAAGAGGCAGCUCAGAGUGUGGAGAAAGUGUUAAAGGCACUGUCACCUAGCUCGGAAGAUAGAUGGAACGAACCACCCUUGAUCUUAGGCGCACAAAUGGGCCUUCAUGAUUUCGUCGGCAAGAUCCUGCAAGUGUGCCCGCAGUCAGCAACCUACCUGGACACGAAGGGCAGAAAUGUUCUCCGAGUGGCGAUAGAAUCUGGGAACCGAGAGACUGUAGAAACUAUCCGUAGGAUGACCCAGGGAGACAACCCCAUUUUACCAUCCUGGUUGUUGUCCAGCAUCGACUCUAAAACCAGAAACACCAUCCUGCAUUUUGCUUCUGAGAAGGUCGGUGAUACCGGAGACGAUGCAGUCCAAAUGCAAGACGAGAUACGAUGGUUUGAGAUGGUGAAAGAGAUGGUGCCUAGGGAGCUCGUGUACAGUCGAAACACGGACGAGAAGACAGCACGGGAGAUAUUUACCGAGAGCCACAAAGAGAUGUUUAAGAACUGCAAGAGUCAGCUAAUGGAGAUGGGCAAGACAUGUUCAGGCCUCGUAGCGGCGGUGGUCUUCGCGUCCAGCUUCUCCAUACCGGGCGAGAAGGAUUCCGGAACCGGCAAUCCUAUGUACUUCAACAGGCUAGCCUUUAAAGUGUUCACGCAUGCGUACGUGAUCGGGUUGUCGUGCGCCGCCACGUCUCUGGUGUUGUUCUUGUCCCUCAUCAUCUCGCCUUACAAGGAGCAGCAGUUCCGCCGUGCCAUCCCCACCAAGUACUUCUUCGCUUGCUUCUCGUUUGGGCUGGCGCUGAUGGCUUUGUUGGUGGCCUUCACUUGCAACAUCUUCCUACAGAUAUAUGGGGGGCAGACAACACAGGCGAAGGACAUCCUUCAACUUGUACUGGAGCUGGCCGUCUUCCCCACUGUCUGCUUUAUUGUGCUCCUCUACCGUGGUGCCAAUUUUGGUCCAUCUUUUUUCCGUCGUGUUCGGAGUUGAUUCAGUAAGCAUUAAUGUCGGGCAUACUUCCUCGGCUUCGUGGACUGUGCCAGUUGAACUUUUGCGUGUG
Molecule: messenger RNA, 2329 nt
Organism: Musa acuminata subsp. malaccensis (wild Malaysian banana)
Lineage: Eukaryota; Viridiplantae; Streptophyta; Magnoliopsida; Zingiberales; Musaceae
Cellular component (GO): membrane
Molecular function (GO): protein binding
Source: RefSeq, a predicted model, not a curated record